Molecule: messenger RNA, 2426 nt
Organism: Gossypium raimondii (Peruvian cotton)
Lineage: Eukaryota; Viridiplantae; Streptophyta; Magnoliopsida; Malvales; Malvaceae
Exons: 4
Coding region: 1345-2229 (294 amino acids)
Source: RefSeq, a predicted model, not a curated record
GAGACAACCGAUUCAAAAGAAGAAAACCCUCAUACCGGUCACCGCCGACUAACUGCCCGUCUAGUUCUUCCAAUUAACAAAUCCUCUCCUGCAUCAUGUUGACCCAACACCAUCCAACAGUCUUCAUUGCUUCGGGUUCUCAAAACAAGCAUAAUGCUGAGUAUGAUGUAAAGGUUCAUGGAGUGAUCCAAUCGCUAGGGGAAGCUUGCGACCUGAUUAUCUGCAACAACCGAUGCAGCAAUAUCUGGGGGACAUUGGUGAUCGAGUUCUCAUAUUUUGGAUGGCACAUUUACGAUGAGACUCAUCAUCUUCCUGAUGAGACAUCCUAUCUUGUUUCUAGGGGUGGUUUCAUCCAGGUUCGUAUUCUGACGAUGAAGAUGUUCGAUGCAAACAAGCAUGAAUUCACAUGCAUUCGUUUUGAUUUUAACUUUGGGUUGGCAUCAUCUGUGGCUGAUAGUUGAAAAAUUACAAUGCCUUUUUUUUAUCCAUGUAAAGUGGUUUAUAUGCUAUAUGUUACUACCAACUCUGUCCAUAUCAUUGCAUGUAUAGCUUGGAUUAUCCCAUUGAGUUGUUAUCGUGAAAAGUUGGCUUUUUUUUUGUAACCUAAUGCAUAGUAGUGACCACGGAUGGCACCUAUCCAGUGGCUGAUAUUUGGCUCACACCCUCUUUUCCUAGCCCAUAUGUGGCUCUUUUUUAUAACAUAAUCUUACUCAUCGAUCUCCAGACCAUCAACUGAAUGCCACCAUGUUAUCAUGUUAUCAAAAAAUCUUGGGCCAUUAACUUUUCAAUGAUAGGCACAAAAGGGGAACAAAUUUGGGUUAGGGACUUUCAAACCUAUCAAGUUGGAUUUCAUAGGACCAAUUCUAAAGCAUCUUGAUAUCAUAAAAUCUUGAGCAAUGUCAACUAUUCAAGAUUAUGCAAAUAGUAUAUUGAGAUCUGUGCCAUUAAACCUCUAUUGUUAGGCAGCUCAAUUAUGAAACUAAUGAAAGACGGACACUCUUGUCAUUAAAUUCUUAUAAUUUUCUCUUACAACAAAUUAUUUGAUUUCAAGGAAGAAAAGUAGGGCGGGGCCUGGCUGAAUGAUGCAUGUUCUUCCCCUUGUGCCAUUUAGAGGCAACCAAAAUGUUGGUUAUGGGUCAGGUUGAGUGGAGUCCUAUGGUGGAAGGGUCCACUCUUUCAUUGAUCAUUGAAAACCUUUAAAAGCAUCCAACAAACAGCCUUUUCAGUUUUCAGUUUUCACUUUCCUGCCGCUGGGAACCCAUAAGAGAAACUUCAUUAUCCUCUUUUUUUCUCACCAAUAUCUGCUCUUUUUCGUCAUUCUCAGUCAAAGUUUCAUUCUCUUCCAUGCUAUCCCUUCUCAAUUUCUUUAAGUGGUUCCAAUGCAUUUUCCGGGGUUUCUUGUAUCUUAUCACAGUAAUAAGAGAUCAAAGGCAUGGAGGAAAGGUUUCUGAAGAAACCACCCAUGUUAUCAACACAUCGAAACAGGGCUCUGUCUUUCAGCUUAACCCCCAAGGCACCUUCUCCAAUCAAAUUUCCCAUAACCUGCCAGUAGUUGGUUUUAAAGACCCAAAGGAUGAAGAAACCGAGUUGGAAUUCGAUGUAGGGGACCAAGAUAACAUUACACCCUGCACAGAGUUGAAGAGCAUAGUGGCUGGAGAAGAUGAUUCUCAGCUUCAAGUAUCUUCAGAGACCGUUAUCAAUGAUGAUCAUAGCAUUCCAGAAGUGAAGGAGGACACUGAAGAAGGUCCAUGUUUAACAGAUUUUGAAGAGAAAUGUCCUCCAGGAGGAGAAGAUUCAGUGGUAUUCUACACAACAAGCUUGAGAGGAAUAAGAAAAACAUUUGAAGAUUGCAGCAGUAUGAGAUUUGUUUUAGACAGUUUGAAGAUAUUGGUCCAGGAGAGAGAUGUUUCAAUGGACAUGGAAUUCAGGGAAGAACUAUGGAGGAUAUUGGGUGGCAGAGUGAUUCCUCCCAAGCUGUUCAUCAAGGGCAGAUACAUAGGAGGAGCUGACGAAGUUUUUCGACUUCAUGAGCAAGGAAAGCUGAAGAAGCUGUUGGAAGGGAUACCUUCAAACUGCCUGUGCACAGAUUGUGCCAAUAUGAGGUUCCUGGUUUGCUCAAACUGCAGUGGCAGCCGCAAGGUUUUUACAGAAAAACAAGGUGACGAAUUGUGCAUGAAAUGCCCUGAUUGUAAUGAGAAUGGAUUGGUUAAAUGUCCAGUUUGCUGUUGAAAUGUUAACUUUCAAAAAACAAUCAUCCUAUCCUGUUUCUUGAUGUUUGUAUAUUUUCCUUGCCUUAUCUAACAUUUUCUUAGAAUCAAAUUGCUACUUUUUCAAGUCCAGGUCUCAGUUAGCCUUCAUGUAUUAGGAAAAUAACGUAUGUAUAAGUUUCCUUUAAAGUGUAUAACAAUGGGCUAAAUUAAUGCUUA